Molecule: messenger RNA, 2853 nt
Organism: Alternaria ventricosa
Lineage: Eukaryota; Fungi; Ascomycota; Dothideomycetes; Pleosporales; Pleosporaceae
Exons: 3
Coding region: 1-2853 (950 amino acids)
Molecular function (GO): protein binding
Source: RefSeq, a predicted model, not a curated record
AUGAACAUUGGCGCCAUUAGGAUUGGAUCGAGAAAUGGCAAGUCUUUGCGCAAGAGAGAUCGCCUAAUGGACAUUAGGAUGGGAAGACGUACUGGGAGGAAGGUGGGACGCGGGAUUGUCUACAGUGACGAUGAGGACGAAGAGAUGGAAGAUGCGAUCGACCCCGAAGCCGUUGAGAAGCAACGCAAAGAACAGCAAGAACAGGAGGAAGACGAUGCAGAUUCGGAUUACGAGUAUCUCUCGGAUUCUUCUUCUGAAGACACACAAUCGGUCGAUAGCAACGACUCCGACUUACUUACGAGAUCAUCCGAGAUCCUUGACGUCGCUCUUCGACCCCGUACUCCCGAGCCUGAGCCUGUGGAAGAAGUCGAUGAUGGAGGUUGGUCGCAAGAUUCCGAGUUGGACAUUAGCGACGAGUGGGGUCUUGACAACUAUGCCAGUACCGAGAACACUGAGGAAGACAGUUUUGAUCCUAGACUCGUCGGACUCGACGACGUUAUGUGGAUUAAUCGGGUCCGCGCACUGGCACUCAAUCCCGAGCGGAAAGCCUACAUUUCCGGUAGAGGCCGCUACUCCGACUAUGGCAGUCUAGAUAUCGAAGGGCCUGGAAGAGAUCCCAAUGAUCCGGGCGAAUAUUCUUUGAACAUCACGAGCUACGCGAGUGGGGACGAACAACAAGCUUUCCCAUUCCACGAGGCAUGCUUCGACAUUCUUGCAAAGAGCAUAGGGCUUGAGAAGGGCAGAGAUAUUGACAAGGAUGUAAUGUGCAGAACUUUUAGCGCUCUUCUGGUUGACGAAAGACCAGUUCUGGAUGUGGACUAUCAGCUGCAUUCAGACCAAGGUCAAUUUUGGCACAAUGAACAGGGAACGGAGUAUGAAGUGUGCGAUCCUUCCCCCCGACCUGCUCUCCAAGAAAGUAUACAAGACAUCCUACCCGCCAACAUCUUCGGUGGGAGUCCGCAGUCGGCAAAUCUAGCGCACAAGGUGCGUAGUGAUCCAACCACAGUCCUCCCGUACGACCUCCUUCACGAGAUUCUUGGCUACGUUGACUCCAAGGACAUGCUUUCGUUCAUGAAAGCUUCAUAUCACGUCAACAGCGUCACUCGCGAAGCCGCAUUCUGGAAACAUAUGCUGCGCAUGCGUAUCUUGCCAUGGUUCUACGAGCUGCGUUACUUCGUGGAGACUGCAACUACCGAUGCGCUCGACUACAAAGAUCUUUUUCUCUGGGUGGAUGCAUCGACUCGUCCCAGGUUCGGCAACCAGGGACCCCUCAUGCACAUAGCAAAUCGACGCCGGAUCUGGGGCUGCUGCCAGCCCGUAGCCUCGCUCUACAAGAAAGCAACUGGCCCGGUCGAGCCCGCUGAGCCGGCAGACUCGGAGGAAGCAAAGGCGAUUCUGGACAGCUCUCUAUGCUUACACAUGCCCAUGACCAUGUAUCCACCGCCAGCUCAGACCGAGACCGUUUCGGCACAAUUUAUUCACUCUUGGAAUGAGAUUACUCAUCGUGCUUGCGUUUUGGACACCUACUGGCGCCACAUCAACAACUCCGACGACUACUUAGUGGGAAUUUCCGUCACCUUGGGUGACCAAACAAGACUUUUUGGCAGCUCUGAUGGAUUUAGUGGACUUCCGUUUCAUCUUGAUCGUGGGGAGUGGAUCAAGGAGAUCGUCUGCUGUGUCGAGAGUAUUGUGAAUCAAACCGGGCCUCAUGGGAAGCCUGAGGAUCCUUGGCCAUCUAAAACUGCUAUGAUCAGUGGUAUCUCUGGUUACGCCGGUGUGCGGAGGCCGUUCCAAGUGUUGGAUGGCAUGCAUCUAGUAGGAAUGACGGGUCAAAUUGCUUCGAAUGGAGCUAUCUCACGUCUCGGUCUUCUUCAAGCAUGCGGACCGGACUCAGCACCACUCGCUCAGCCGCGAUAUACAUCCGCUCAGCAGAUGGCAUGGGGAAAGCUUGGAUCAUCGCUACCCUACGAUCGGAUUGGUCAAAGGUACCCUCAACAGGCUUCCGUCUGGGCGCAUCCUACGAUCCAUUUUGAGUCCUUUCCCGCUUCCACCCACCCCAACCCAUACGAACUCCCCGAGGAUAUGAUGCCCAACGAUGUUUUCAUGUGGAGCAAGAAAAACACAGGUAUUGAAUGCUUUCAGCCCAUUGCAACGAAUCUCUCCAUGGCCAAGGAUUCGACCGAAGAUCCCAUGCAAUCGACCAGCGCAACACCCGCAACGACCGCUCUUCCCAGCUCUCUCCCUGCAACCAACACGUCGUCAUCGUCCUACCAACUCCACACCGGUAUCGAUAUCGUCGGCAUCAAUCCCGGCCCUCAUGACAUGUGGGGUAAUCGCGGCCGCAGCGUCGGCUCUCGCGGACCCGUCCUAUGUCAAUCCCCCAAAUGGGCGCACGACAUGACUGAGCCUCUCCGAGAAUCCCUCAAAGCCGCAUGGCAAGAUAUGAACAAGACAGGCGGCGGUCCACACCCUAACCAACUACAAAACACCGUCACUUUCCCACUGAACCAGGAAGACAUCACUGAAGUCCACGUCGAGCAGCAGUACCGCGCUCUCAAACUUGUUACGCAGAGUGGACGGGUUGGCUACUUUGGGGAGCCGGAUAUGCGCGAUUGGUUUGUGAGGAAGGCGGUGGGUGGAGAGCAGAUUGUGGGGAUUAGUGCGUGUUUUGGGGCGUUGGGGGGUUGGAGUGAGUCGGCGAGGAUGUGGAGUCAUCUUAAGUUGAGUCGCGUGGGGGUGGUGUUUGAGAGGGUUGAUGGCGAGGGGAGGGUAAUUGGUAAGGAGGAAGAGAAGGAGAUGAGGGAGAAGGGUGUGGUGUUUGAUGAGGGUAAAGUUGUUAUGUGCUCAGAGUAG